CGAAGCUUGCGGGAGUAAUCCUAUUUACUUGUAAGAUAAGCUUGUAACACGUGUCUGCGCCUCAAUGAAAUUACUGCACGCUAUCGUUUAACUAUUUUUGCACCACUAUUAUAUGAGUAUAAGUAUAUUCGCACGAAAAGAAAGAAAGUAAAAGCAUGAGCAACAAGGAGAACUCGCUGCUGCAUCAGGAACAGGAGAAGCUGCAGAACCACGUAGUUCACAUGGAUGGGAUAAGCGAGUCGGGGAGCGACGACGACUGGGAGGAAGUAAACGACGAGGUGCAGGUCAUACAGUGCCUAUUCUGCGAUGAAACAAGCAAGAGUUUCAAGGACUCGUUGCAGCAUCUGGAGUCGGACCACGGAUUCAACUUUGCAUUAUUCAAGGACAAACACGCGCUUGAUGUUUAUACCUACAUUAAACUGAUCAAUUUUAUAAGAAAGAAAAAGAUCAGCCCUGAAGAUCUUAAUGCCUUGACUGUGAAGACUUGGGAGAGCGACGAGUACUUGACGCCUGUCUUUCAGGAUGAUCCUUGGCUGAUGUUUGAUUUAGAUGAGUUGGGUGAUGUAAAAAAUUCUGAUGAAUACCCUGUGAAUUCCGGACAAGAGGGUGUUACUUUAUCCGAGUUGCAUUUUGCUGAACUGCAAAGGACGAUUCAGUCUUUAAAAGCUCAACUGGAACAACGAGAUUUGGCUUGUCUGUUAGCCAAACAGCAAAUCGAAGAAAUGACUAAAAAAGCUCACAAGCUGGUGUUUGAUGAAGAUGAUGUGACAAAUUGUAAAGAAAAGUGUGUCAAAAAUGUGCCGUCUACUUCUGACCAAGGAUAUUUCAAUACUUACAGCCAUUUUGCCAUUCAUCACGAAAUGUUAACAGUAAUUGGCGACAAAGUGAGAACUGAAAGUUAUCGUGACGCUCUUCUGACAAAUUCACAUAUAUUCAAUAAUUGUGUGAUGCUUGAUGUUGGUUGUGGCACUGGAAUUCUUUCGAUGUUUGCUGCUAAAUCUGGAUGUAAAAAAGUCAUAAGCGUUGAUCAAUCGGAUAUUAUUUACCAUGCAAUGGAUAUAGUUAGGGAAAAUAAUCUUACUAGUAUUAUUACACUCAAGAAAGGAAGACUUGAAAAUAUUGAACUAGAUGUAGAAAAAGUUGAUGCGAUUGUAUCCGAGUGGAUGGGAUAUUUUUUAUUAUUCGAGGGUAUGCUUGAUUCUGUAAUAUAUGCCAGGGACCAUUAUUUAAAGCCGGGAGGAUAUCUUUUGCCAAAUAGAUGUACAAUCAGUCUUGUCGGAAGUGGAGAUACAAAGCGCUAUGUAGACUUGGUAGACUAUUGGUCGAAUGUUUAUGGCUUCAAAAUGAGCUGUAUGAAAGCCGAAGUAGUCCGAGAGCCUAGCAUAGAAAUUUGUAAUUCACAAGAUAUCGUAACGACCGUCGCUGAAAUACAAUCAUUUGAUCUCUACAAAGCAACCACUGAUUGCGUCAACUUUUCGUCAAUGUUCAACCUCACUGUUAAAAGAAGUGGAUCAUUAACAGCAAUCAUCGGUUAUUUUGACGUAUUUUUCGAUUUGGAAAAUCCUGUUCAUUUUAGCACAGGACCCCAUGCCACCCCUACUCAUUGGAAACAAACAGUGUUUUCGCUGAGUGAGCCUAUCAGCAUCACAGAAGGUGAAGUUGUCACUGGUAAGUUAAUAUGCCGAAGACACGUAAAAGACGUCCGUGGAUUAAUCGUGACAAUCCAGAUAAAGGAUGUUAGUCAAGUCUAUUACUUGGAUUAAAAGUAAUAACCGAAAAAUUGACGCCUUUCAACAAUCAUUUUUGCGCUCGAAAUCCUUCUAUUUUUAUUGGUUCUGAACGUACGUAUAGUUUAUUAGAUAUGUAUAUUUUAACUUUUUUGAAUGUAACACACACAGUUUAUGAUACGUUGAUUUCGUAUCGAUAAAUGAACUAAUUUUUGGAAUUUUGAUUCCACAAUAUCCUAUUUUUGCUAUUUCUAUUUUCCACAUUAACUGGAACAAAUCAAUUUUGCACUCACAAUGCUGCACUGUACAAUCUUCUAAUUACUGCUAGUUUGAGAAAUCAAUGAAUUGAUACUUAAAAGUUACAACUAUUUGAGGGACGGAUUAAUCUUAACUGUAUUACAGCGAAAAGCUGUACAAAAAAUAAUUUGGUUGAAAAAGAAAUCUUACAAUCUCGGGUUUUAAGAACGCACUAUUUAGCGUCCAUCUUAAAAAGAGCGAUUGUAUUAUAAUGUAGUACCAUAUACUAUAUACUGUAGUUCCAAUCUUCCGAAUUUCGUGCCUUUAGAGCGUUCGCUAAUUUUGCCGCAAAUAAAAUAAAAAUAUAAGAAAUUAUUGCGAAAUAUUAUAAAGUACCGUACAAAACUUAAGGUGUAGCGUUUAACAAUUAAGAAUUUCAAAGUCACUGAAAGGUUGUUAUUAAAUAUACGAAACAAGAAAUAGUGAAAGUUACUACUUAUAGAUUUUUUCAAUUCUCGCGGUCGAAAAAAUAUUUUUCGCGUUAUGCAUUUAAUAGAUAAAUUAGUAAAAAAG
Molecule: messenger RNA, 2537 nt
Organism: Copidosoma floridanum
Lineage: Eukaryota; Metazoa; Arthropoda; Insecta; Hymenoptera; Encyrtidae
Gene: Art3
Product: arginine methyltransferase 3
Biological process (GO): peptidyl-arginine methylation, to asymmetrical-dimethyl arginine; chromatin remodeling
Cellular component (GO): nucleus
Molecular function (GO): histone methyltransferase activity; protein-arginine N-methyltransferase activity
Source: RefSeq, a predicted model, not a curated record